Messenger RNA from [Torrubiella] hemipterigena, 1108 nucleotides. NCBI's taxonomy places the organism in Eukaryota, Fungi, Ascomycota, Sordariomycetes, Hypocreales, Clavicipitaceae. The record is from the annotation of a GenBank genome assembly.
AUGACACCUCGCACGUACCGUGGAAACUGUCACUGCGGUGCCUUUGUGUACUCCAUUGCCGGCGUGAACGAGAUUUCCGAAGUUAUCGAGUGCAACUGCAGCGUAUGCUUCAAAAAGGGAUACAUGCUGUUCUUCCCUGGCGACAAUGCGCAGUUUACUCUCGUCAAGGGCACUGAGGCUGACUUGGCCAGCUAUACGUUUGGUCCAGCCACGCUGAGUCACAAGUUUUGUCCAAAAUGCAGCACCGGUCUAUUUGUUUGUAGCGAGGGAAAGCCUCUGGGACAAGGAAUCGGCUUGAAUGUCCAUGCUAUCCAGGGCGUGAAUACAUGGAAAGUCACAAAGAAGCCCUACGAUGGUGCUGCCAUCGGUGAUGCCUACGUGACGUCCAAGUACAAUGGGCCAGAGCCCGCCAGUAUCCCCAACGGCAAGCGAUAUACCGGAAGCUGUCACUGCGGUAAUAUCAAAGUGGCAAUGGAGAAUGAGGAAAUGGAAGGCCAUCCGACGAUGCGGAUUGUCAUAUGCAACUGCAGCAUUUGCGAACGGCUCGGUGUUGUCUGGGUGUAUCCACAGACUGAGCAGGUUCAGCUAGAUGCGGCCCCUGAUGCCAUUGGAAAGUAUAGUUUUGCAUACGGCAUACUGGAGAAGCUGUUUUGUAAACGCUGUGGCGUGUGCACCAGUAAUGUCGCCGCGGAUCUCAAUGAAGCACAGCUCAAGGCGAUGCCACAGAAUUAUGCUGAUUACUGGGCUCGUCAUCGCAAACUGCAUCCCGUCAACAUACUCACGUUGGAUGGUGUUGAUAUGGAAAAGAUCAAGAUUCAGUAUCUGGAUGGGUGGAAGGAUAUUCCAAACCCGGGCAGCGGCGCGUACGUUGAUCCAUGAGAUCCAUGAGAUCGGUCAGUAUGGUUGUAGAUGUUUUGGAGAUUUAGCGGUGGUGUUGAGGCGUGUAGUGAGUUGAUUAUGCUGGUGAAGUUGGUUGUGUCUCUCCAUUUCAGUUGGCUAUUCUAAAUGUAUUAAAUCGAGCCCACGUGAGGCUGCCGUUGAUGAAGAUGUAUGUGAAUAAUCUGAAGCUCAAUGCGUACUUCACAUGGCUGGUUGUAGAUGUUGGAAG